Molecule: messenger RNA, 2348 nt
Organism: Nannospalax galili (Upper Galilee mountains blind mole rat)
Lineage: Eukaryota; Metazoa; Chordata; Mammalia; Rodentia; Spalacidae
Gene: Dbh
Product: dopamine beta-hydroxylase
Exons: 12
Coding region: 64-1929 (621 amino acids)
Biological process (GO): octopamine biosynthetic process; dopamine catabolic process; norepinephrine biosynthetic process
Cellular component (GO): secretory granule membrane
Molecular function (GO): copper ion binding; dopamine beta-monooxygenase activity
Source: RefSeq, a predicted model, not a curated record
CCUAGCCCACCCCCACCAGCGGGGCAUAAAUGGCCCAGUGGGGCCAACACGGUCACCCUAGCCAUGCAGGCUCACCCCAGCCGCCGCAGCUGCUGGGCCAGUCUCCCCAGCCCCAAUGUACGAGAGGCAGCCUCCAUGUAUGGCACGGCUGUGGCCAUCUUCCUGGUCAUCCUGGUGGCCGCGUUGCAGGGCUCAGAACCCCCGGAGAAUCCCUUCCCCUACCACAUCCCCCUGGACCCUGAGGGAGUACUGGAACUUUCGUGGAACGUCAGCUACGUCCAGGAGACUAUUCACUUCCAGUUGCAGGUGCGAGGGCUCAGGGCCGGGGUUCUGUUCGGGAUGUCGGACCGCGGUGAGCUGGAGAACGCGGACUUCAUCGUGCUCUGGACGGAUGGAGACAAUGCCUACUUUGCGGAUGCAUGGAGUGACCAGAAGGGACAGAUCCAUCUGGACACCCAGCAGGACUACCAGCUGCUCCAGGCCCAGAGGACCCUGGAUGGCCUGUCGCUGCUCUUCAGGAGGCCCUUUGCCACCUGUGACCCCAAGGAUUACCUUAUUGAGGAUGGCACUGUCCACUUGGUGUAUGGGAUCCUGGAGGAACCGUUCCGGUCGCUGGAGGUCAUCAAUAUCUCAGGCCUGCAGACGGGGCUGCAGCGUGUGCAGCUUCUAAAGACUGAGGUCCCCAUCCCGGCCAUGCCUGAGGACACACAGACCAUGGUGAUCCACGCCCCCAACAUCCUCAUCCCCGGCCAGGAGACCACAUACUGGUGCUACAUGACCAAGUUGCCCCGGGACUUCUCUCGUCACCACAUCAUCAUGUACGAGGCCAUGGUCACGGAGGGCAAUGAAGGCCUGGUGCAUCACAUGGAAGUGUUCCAAUGCGCCGACGAGAUCCCGAGCAUCCCCCCUUACAAUGGGCCCUGUGACUCCAAGAUGAAGCCAGACCGCCUCAACUACUGCCGCCACGUGCUGGCCGCCUGGGCCCUCGGCGCCAAGGCAUUUUACUACCCAGAGGAAGCUGGCCUUGCCUUCGGGGGCCCGGGGUCUUCCCGGUAUCUCCGACUGGAAGUUCACUAUCACAACCCGCUGAGGAUACAAGGCCGGCACGACUCCUCCGGCAUCCGCCUGUACUACACGGCCACCCUCCGGAACUUCGACGCGGGCAUCAUGGAGCUGGGCCUGGUAUACACACCAGUGAUGGCCAUCCCCCCUCAGGAGAAUGCCUUCGUCCUGACCGGCUACUGCACGGACAAGUGCACUCAGCUGGCCCUGCCACGCUCGGGCAUCCACAUCUUUGCCUCACAGCUUCAUACACACCUGACCGGGAGGAAGGUGGUUACGGUGCUGGCCCGGGACGGCCAAGAGAGGGAGGUCGUGAACAGAGACAACCACUACAGCCCUCACUUCCAGGAGAUCCGAAUGUUGAAGAAGAUUGUGUCUGUCUACCCGGGGGAUGUGCUCAUCACUUCCUGUACCUACAACACAGAAGACAGGAACCUGGCCACAGUGGGAGGCUUUGGGAUCCAAGAGGAGAUGUGUGUCAACUACGUGCACUACUAUCCCCAGACACGGCUGGAGCUUUGCAAAAGUGCAGUGGACGAUGGCUUCCUACAGAAAUAUUUCCACCUGAUGAACAGGUUCAACAGCAAGGAGGUCUGCACCUGCCCUCAGGCCUCUGUCUCCGAGCAGUUUGGCUCUAUGCCCUGGAACUCCUUCAACCGUGAGGUGCUCAAGGCGCUGUACGGCUUUGCCCCCAUCUCCAUGCACUGUAACAAGUCUUCAGCUCUCCGCUUCCAGGGCGAGUGGGAUCUGCAACGCCUGCCCAAGAUCACCUCCACACUGAAAGAGCCGACCCCACACUGCCCCGCUGGCCAGGCUCUGAACCCCGCUGCUCCCACCGUGGUCAGCAUUGGCAGAGGCAGAGGCUAAGUAGGGGGCUGCUCCUCGCCUCCUCAUGCAAUUCUGUGGACUUGUACCAGCUCUGUACACCUCCUGUGUGAAGACCUCCAUGGAACAGUGCUGUGUGCCCAAGAGGAAGGGGCAGGACCAAGCCCUUCCAGGAGUCACAGUGCCUCCUGCCCCGACACCCCUGCACGGCUAAGAUGGUCCCGUGAGAUCCCAUUGGACAGGGCAGGCUGGGACCUCAUCUGCCUCCUGCUGCCUCCACGUAGGGAUAACCCAUUAUGGGGGUCCAGGUUCUGCACUGUUGGCCCCACCCUGCCUCCCAGGACAGCCAAGCCAGGCUGAGUACUACUGACUCCCCAACUCUACAUUCCCACCAUGUUGGCCCUCUGGUGGUGGUUCCUGUUUGCUGUGUGUGCGCCGUGACAGCACUAUUUAAACUUCUC